Coprinopsis cinerea okayama7#130 is the source of this 1620-nucleotide messenger RNA. RefSeq lists its product as hypothetical. The record is from RefSeq and is a predicted model, not a curated record. Lineage: Eukaryota; Fungi; Basidiomycota; Agaricomycetes; Agaricales; Psathyrellaceae. Bases 128 to 1381 code for a protein of 417 amino acids. The transcript is spliced from 2 exons.
GUCACCACUCGUCUUUCACGACCCCUCCACGAUUUCAACGUCUGCUUUGCCUUGCUGGUCAAGACACUGCGACUUCCACUUCAACGAAACAAAUCCUACCUAGUUUAAUCUCGACAUCUCUGGCAGAAUGUCCCAAUCCAUCUUGAGAAGCGGAAUGACCUCCCCCCUCCUCGCUGCUGCAAAGCGCCCGUCGACCCCGAGGUCAAUCUUGAAGCGCCCAACCUCGUUGGCCCUCUCCCCCGCAUUGCCCUUCAAUGCGAGCUUCUCGGUCAUGGUCUCACCUAGCGCCAAGUCACCCCAUGUUCAAUUCGUGCAAACCCCUCAACUGGUGGCUACUUUCGUCACUCACUCUUCGGAGGUGUAUGAUCGAGCGCCCAUCAAGGUGUCCCCCAACCCGUUGGCACUCCCCGAGCGCGGUGCUAGGUACUACUCACCCACCAUCGACCACUUCAAGCUCUCCGCACCACCCCCGCCCAAGGCGGCUGCGCUAAGCAGGCUCCAGUCGAUCCUCAAGGCGUCCCAAUGCGCCUCCCCAGCUAUCACAGAGUUCGAGGACCCCCGAUCUCCCCGGGCGGCCGCUGUGCAAGCACCGCCCGUCCAGCAGAUCCGGUUCGCCAGUUUCGCAGCCCCCUCGCGCCAGCCCCAGAGUCUCUCCAAGUCGCUCUCCUCCUACCCUCGCUCUCCGUACCCGUCUGCGCCCCUCUCCCCCGCGGAGCAGAUGAGCACCGAGAUGGAGAGUCGUGGGCGCCGCAUGUCCGAUGUGAGCAAUCUGUCAAGCAAGCCCACACCCGCCAUCAAGCGCCCCGCCCGCCUCCCGAUUCCGCCUUCCCCACUCAAGGCCUCAUUCAAGAGUCCCUCGCUGCAGCGCUCGCACAAGCCUGCACCGUUGGACCUCGAGCCCCCCCAGAGCGCCACCAGUCUCAGCAACGCGUUCUGGGACUCGAUGACCUUGGAGGAAGGUGAUACUCCCAUGGUGACCGCCCUGGAGUACCCCGAAUCGGCCGUCGAGAUGGAGGAGGUCGACCUCAAGUCUCCCGCACCUGUCCUCGGCAACAUCAAGUCCCCCGCUCCCGCCCUCAAGUCCCCUGGUCCUGCACUGAUGUUCGGGACCCAGGACGGCUCGGUGUGGUCACCCAGUAUCCCCAAGAAGCCCGCUGCUCGCGAGGCUUUGUUGAGGACUGCGUUGAUGAGCCCUGGCAAGGCGGCCUUUCCUAAGCCUCCCGCCGCUGGCAAGGUGAAGCACUCGGUCGUCGCUUCGCCCUCGCCUAACGAUCCGUUCGCCUCGUUCCCGUCUUUCGCCGCUGUCCUUACUUUGGACACUGCCUCGCAGGCUUCUGGGCCCCUCGCUUACCCACCCAGGGCUGUCUUGGGAGCGGCGUAAAAUGGACUGAGGAUCGGAUUUUUUGGAAAGGCGGUGGGGGUGGAUUCUCAUUUGGAUGACGGACUAACACAAAACCUUUCUGCUAUCUCCUCUUUCAACCGUGGAUGUGCGGACUACCUAGAGGUCUGGUUUCUUUGGAUUGGAAGGAACAGGCGUCGUUGAAGUACAAUUUCUGAUGAUGUGCGUCAGAUACGAAUAAAGAAUUAAUAGCAGGUUCUUGGUUUUGGGUUUAUUGGAUA